This is a messenger RNA of Arabidopsis lyrata subsp. lyrata, 1885 nucleotides long. RefSeq names its product NAC domain-containing protein 66. The transcript has 2 exons. Gene Ontology annotation, molecular function: DNA binding. Bases 118 to 1185 code for a protein of 355 amino acids. NCBI's taxonomy places the organism in Eukaryota, Viridiplantae, Streptophyta, Magnoliopsida, Brassicales, Brassicaceae. Gene Ontology annotation, biological process: regulation of DNA-templated transcription. The record is from RefSeq and is a predicted model, not a curated record.
AAAACGUAACAAAGACAAUUAAAAAUGAGAGCAAAGACCACAUGCAUUUCCUCAUGCAUGUAUUAUUGUUUAUUUUUUUGGCCAGUUGAUGUAAGAAAUAUACACUGAUACACAUAUAUGUAUAUAGACACACUUUGGUUAGUUAUAAACUCGUUCUAUUUUCUUCUUCUUUUUCUAUCUUUAGCAAUGAACAUAUCAGUAAACGGACAGUCACAAGUGCCUCCUGGCUUUAGGUUUCACCCAACCGAGGAAGAGCUCUUGAACUAUUACCUUCGCAAGAAAAUCUCUAGUAUCAAGAUCGAUCUCGAUGUUAUUCCUGACGUUGAUCUCAACAAGCUCGAGCCUUGGGAUAUUCAAGAGAUGUGUAAGAUUGGAACGACGCCGCAAAACGAUUGGUACUUCUUUAGCCAUAAGGACAAGAAGUAUCCCACGGGGACUAGAACUAACCGAGCCACCACGGUGGGAUUUUGGAAAGCUACGGGACGUGACAAGAUCAUAUAUACCAAUGGUGAUAGGAUCGGGAUGCGAAAAACGCUAGUCUUCUACAAAGGUCGAGCCCCUCAUGGUCAGAAAUCCGAUUGGAUCAUGCACGAAUAUAGACUCGACGAGAGUGUAUUAAUCUCCUCGAGUGGCAAUGAUGGCGUCACCGUAGAAACGUGUGAUGUCAUAGGAGGUGACGAAGGAUGGGUGGUGUGUCGUGUUUUCAAGAAGAAGAGCCUUUGCAAAAACAUGAUUAGCAGCCCGGUGAAAACGUCGUCGUUCAACGUAGAGACUAUCGAGCGAAUUCUUGAAGAUAUGGGGCAAUCUUGUAAAGAAGUGAUAAUUUCAGACCCUUUCUUAAAACUCCCUAACAACACCACAAUCACGAAUUAUCAGCGGUUAACGGACGACCGAGUCAACAACUGCCACGUCAGCAAAGUUAUGGAUCCCAGCUUCGUCACAAGCUGGGCCGCUUUGGAUCGGCUCGUUGCCUCGCAACUAAAUGGGCCCAACUCGUAUUCAAUCCCAGCCGUCAAUGAGACCUCACAAUCACCGUUCCAUGGACUAAACCGGUCCGGUUAUAAUACCGGUUUAACGCCUGAUUAUUAUAUACCGGAGAUGGAUUUAUGGAACGAUACAGAUUUCGGGAGAACGACAACGUCAUCGUCCAACCCAUUGUGCCACGUGUCGAACGGUAUUGGAUAACGGAAAUGGAAGAGAGGAAGUGACAUACCAAAACAUUGUGUAGUAGUUGAAAUUUGAAACAUUUACGAUAAAAAUGGUCAGAUUGUGAUAAUUACAGUAGUUAUGUGAAAUCAUUACAGAAAAUAAAAGUUCUCUAUGACUGUUGCACAUUUUAUAUCAUGAUUUACUUUAUACAAAAAGAAUUGGGUCAAGAAUUUCUAUUUUUGAAACUUAAUUAUCAUUCGCCCAAAAAAAAAGCAAUUACAUUUGCCACUGUAAUAAAUCAUAGUCUGUCAUAUGGUUUGCCGGAUGUUUUAUAAUUACAAUUGACCAAAUGUUACCAAUAUGAGAAUUAAUUCAUCGACAAAUUAACUUUGAACAAAUAAUUUCCAUCACGUUCUUUUCUGUUCAAACUUUCUCAUUUUAUAUUCUAUUUACACUGAAUUUCUAUUUUCUAAGGAAAUCAUCGGCUAGGUAAUUAAGAUAUUCAGUUGGUAAAUGUUUAGUUUGAUGUUAAAUAUAUAUAUUUUUUUUGGUCCGCAAAUAGUUUGCUUCUUUCAUCAUUAGAAAUAGAUUAAUUACCCAAUUAAUCAACCCAACAAACUUGGAUUAAGAUGCAUCAAGUGCCUAAUCAUAGCUAAUUAACCUACCCAUCAAAGCUAAUCACACUCAUUAUUUUCAAUUAUAGCAUUUGAUCAAACAUUAUUCUUUUUGUUGAAUA